This is a messenger RNA of Cinclus cinclus, 4765 nucleotides long. RefSeq names its product plasma membrane ascorbate-dependent reductase CYBRD1. Gene Ontology annotation, cellular component: lysosomal membrane. Gene Ontology annotation, molecular function: oxidoreductase activity. The coding region runs from base 287 to 1138 and encodes 283 amino acids. The transcript is spliced from 4 exons. The record is from RefSeq and is a predicted model, not a curated record. Lineage: Eukaryota; Metazoa; Chordata; Aves; Passeriformes; Cinclidae.
UCGGGCUGCCACCCUGGCAGGGGACAGGCUAACACAGAAAAUUCUUUUCCAAGGCGGAGUUCUGAAUACGACGGGGACGCUCGGAGAGGGCAGGGUGGAGGGGGCGCGGAGGAGCGCAGAGUGCCGCCCUGCUCCUGCUCCCGCCCCUGCUGCGUCCGUCCCAUCCCGUCCUGCCCCGUCCCGUCCCGUCCCCGCCGGGCCCGAGCCCGCACACGAGCCCGACCCCGCCCGGCCGCCGGUUCUCCCCUCCUUCGCGGCGCUCGCUGCCCCGCACGGGGCUCGAAAGAUGGAGGACUACGGGCGAUUCUUGGCGCUGCUGGCCUCUACGCUGCUGGUCGGCUUCUUGUCGGUCAUCCUCUCCCUCGUCUGGGUCUUCCACUACCGCGAGGGGCUGAGCUGGGACGGCAGCCCGGGGGAAUUCAACUGGCACCCCGUCCUCAUCAUCACGGGCUUCGUCUUCAUCCAGGGCAUCGCUAUUAUUGUGUACAGAUUGCCCUGGACCUGGAAGUGCAGCAAACUCCUAAUGAAGUUCAUACAUGCUGGAUUAAAUACCAUAGCUAUGGUUCUUGCAAUUGUUUCUAUGGUAGCCGUGUUUGAUUUCCACAAUGCCAAGAACAUUCCUAACAUGUACAGUCUGCACAGCUGGAUUGGGCUAACUGCUGUUAUAUUUUAUUCUCUCCAGCUUUUCUUGGGUUUUGCUGUCUUUCUGCUCCCACUUGCUCCAGUUCACCUCCGCGUAGCUCUCAUGCCAAUACAUGUUUAUUCGGGUCUUACCAUCUUUGCAACAGUGAUUGCAACAGCUCUCAUGGGAAUCACAGAAAAGCUUAUAUUUGCAUUGAAAAAUCCUGCAUACAGUGCAUCCCCACCAGAAGCAACUUUGGUCAACUGUCUUGGUCUUUUGCUUGUCAUAUUUGGUUCACUUAUUUUGUGGAUGGCAAGCAGGCCCCACUGGAAGCGGCCCCCAGCAGAGAAUGCUAAAAUUCUGAGGCCCAUUGGAGCAACUCCUGAAGGCACAGAAGUAGAAUCCACAAUGACAAACAGCAGUAAUGCAGAUAAAUCUGAUCUGAGGGGCAAUACUGAAGCAGCCAGAAAACAAAACAUCAAAUUUGAUGAAGCAGGACAAAGAUCAACUAUGUAAAGAAAAUACACUGAAAAAAAGUAUUAUUAUAUCUCCAAAUUCCCUCUGGUGAGGGUCCUUCUAAUGUAGUUACAUUCAUAUGUAAGUAGGUUGGGGGUUCAUUUUUAGUAUGGCUUGUUGAAAGAUACUCAAGUUUUCUGCAUAUGGAUUUAAAUUCCUGUAAGUCCCAAACCUAUUUUAUUGGUCCAUUAUUAGUCCAUGCCUUGUUUAAAAAAAAAACGAGCAUGAAUGACAUCACAUCAUGGGAAAAUCACAUAGUUGGAAACUGUCUUCCUUAUCACUUUUUAAUUUAAUGCAUAUAUCUCUUAUAGUCAUGAAAAGUUUAACAAGAUUGAGACUAAAUUUUGAGUGAUUGUACAGGUUGAAAUAUAUUAAUUAAAUACACCAGACAGAAAAUUUAGUUUGUCACACAUAAAUUUUCUGGUAAUAUUCACUUUUUUAAAGUUCUGAUUUCUCUAGCUGAUUAACCCCCCAUCAGCUGCUAUGUUCUAAGGGAUUUGAGGUCAUUCUGCACUUUAUGAGUUACUUCAUAAAAAUGUUUAUUCUAAAAUUUUUAAUUAGAAAAAAGAAAGUAAAAGUUUGUUUAAUAUCUUUAUAAAAUGUUACAUUUCCUUUAGAAACUUCUGGGGAGUUUUGGUCUUGUUUUUUUAAAAUCAGAAUGUAUCUGUUGACUUUCUAACAAAUUCUACCAAAUACAUUGUAUACAGACUAUAUUUGGCUUUGAAUCACGUGCAAUUAUUACUGAAAUCUAAGGAAAUUUUAAGACAUCCAAAUGCAUAAUUUAUCUUAUUUGAAAAGCUAUAGAAACACACUAAGAAAAAUGUAUCACUUAAACUAAGACUUCCUUUUAUCCCAGAAGGCAGCAAUUUAGCAUCUUUAUUUGAUUGCACAGUUCUGUUAAUUUAUGGUACUAGACUAGAUAUUAGGAGGUUAGAAAGCAGAAAAAUCUGCUAUCAGUCUCACAGAAAAAAAUUAUGUACAAGUAAGAAAUGCUUUCUCCAAGACACAGGUGAGCUUUGCUGUUUUAAUAAAAUGCUACCUGUUGACUGAAAGCCAGUUUGGGUAUCUCCAUACUGACAUCAAAAGCAUUAUUAUCAUAGGCAUGAAGACAUGCUUUAGUCUAUAUGCAAUCUAUACAAACUUUAUGACUUUUUAAUUUGAAAUUACAGUUUUAAAUAAUGCAAUUUUCUCUAAAUAAUCAAGCAUCCAUACUGGCACUUUACUUUUAUAGCUCUUUCUAGCAAUUGAAGUAUUAAUGUAUUAUGCUCAUUCAUUAAUUUCACAGAUACAAACAAUAGUUACACUUUUACUACGACAGAAGAAUAAUUAUAGUAUAUUAUUUGGACUGCACAAGUCCAAAAUAAUGAACCUUUCAAUUAUCUCUUGUAAAAGCUGCAGAGCCCACUAGAAAUAUGAAUUUACCACUGUUCAUGUUGGAAUAUCGAUAGUUUCAGUCAGUAUAUAAUUUCCUACUUUUAAAAUACUACGUAAGUUUUUAUCUACUUCAGCUUUUAAAAACCUUUUACUACAUUACCCUUCAACAAGUGAGCCAGUUUUGUAGUUCACUGUGUGCUAGUACAAAGUAUUUUGGACAUGAGUUAUUUUGGGUCUUCUCUGACAAGAAGCACCACAGCUCCUGUUAUUUGAUUUGUAAUAAUAUUUAAUUAUUUGGUGAAUGUAGUACAGGAAGCUAGCAUAAUAAAAUAUUUUUAAAACUUUUCUGCUAUACCAUUUGGUACUCAAGGACUUCAUCCAAGAGUUCUAUAUCUUCCCUUAUAGGUUUGUGACCAACCUCACACUGGUGUAUUUUUCCACUGUAGAAAAUACCUGCUUUUAAUGUACAAUUCAGAUAUGACAGAAGGAACACUAACCUAAACCACUAAACUAUUGUGUGAGCACUCCUCCAGUCCCACUGUGUGCAAUGAAUCAAACAGUGAAGCAUGACUGGGGAAGUGAAUAAAUGAGCUCACUUGCAGUAAUUUGCUAUGCAGCUUUCUAUACUGCACUCACACAGGCAACAACAUUUUAAAUUGUUAUGUACUGGCUUGUUACCAUGUGUCAUCCACCUGUGAAAAUGAGCUCACUCAAUCCUUGUAUAGUACUAGGUCACGUAAUAAAAUCACAUGUUUGUAUGGAAAGUAGUCAGUUGCCUAGGGAUUGUUCUGGAAGAAACUAACUGUACAGCGUACUGGAAAAAACACAAAAUCUAUGACUUCUUUUGUUACAGCACGGAGUUGAAUGUAUUGAAAUGAACAGCUUUUAGGUGAUUGGUUCUAUAUGCUGUUAGAGUUAAGCUGUAAUAACCAGUUUGCUUUCUGGUUUCCAUUGUAUUCUAUGUACUGUCCAAGGGGAAUGAUACUUGAAAAAAGAAUGGUGGCAUUUACUUCUCUAUUCUCAUGAAGAGCAAGGUACAAGUAACACCAAGGUUGUGGGUUCAAACCCCAUCUGGGCCUUUUGCUUGAGGGUUGGACUCAAUCCUUCUGGGUCCCUUCUAAUCCCUGUGAUUAUGUGAUAUAAAACUAACUGAAAAUCAAGGAUUAGCAACCUUUUGAGGGGAGCCUCCCAGAACAUAAUUUUGGUUUUCAGUUGAGAGGGUAAACAUGAUAGCAGAAACUCAGCAGAAGCUUAAAGAUUCCAUUUGGGGAAUUAAGAAUCAGUGAUAUCUCAUGUGCAUGAACUGUGGGGCUCUGGCUGCUGAUCUUUGGAAGGUCCCCAUGAGAUGCAGUAGAUGUAAGCUCCUAAACCUUGAUCAACCUUGGUGUGUGCAAUUUAAAACAGACAAAACAUAGGAUAGACAUUUGGCUUACUUCUAAACUGAUUAAAAAGUAUCUCUAAGCAUCUUUUCAAAAAGAUAAGAUUAGUUCAAUGCUAAAUAAAAAUACAUAGGUGUUUGGAGAGUAAUAGUCCUAAAGCUACUCCUCAGAGUGGCCUUCCAUUAACUUUCCUUUUAUGCAAAUUUUCUUACCUGUAUUUAUGAGUAACAUAAAUACAGUAGCAACAUAGGAAGUGAAGAAAAUGUAUUUUCAAAGAUACAAAUGGAAGGUAGAACUCUAAUUUUUUCAUCAAGAUUUUUCUGCAUGUUUGGAAAUCAUCUACAUGAUUGUUUUUACAGGAACAUGAUUGCAGAGCUUACAUUCCAGGUUUGGAUUCCAAUAAAAGCAGGAAGUUACAAAACCUAACAUUGAAAGUACUAUCUUUUUAAGAUGCCUGGAAAAAUAUGUACUCUAUUUUGUCAUGCAGUACUAUGGACAGAAGUAGAAGAGUGUUUUUUCCAACAUUAAUGAAACUGAGAAAUGAUGGUACAAAUUAGAUUCUAAAAUUGAAUGUAAUUACAUCUGUACUUCUUCCUGCAUGUUACCAAGAAUAUUGCAUAUGAUAAUGUAAAUAUGGAUUACUUGUUUACAUGGACAUUUUAUUAGUGACUAAGAGAUAUUGCCAAAUAUUUUCUAUUUCAAAAGUCUCUUUCUUUUGCUUUUGUUUCAGAAAACUCCUUCCUCUGUUUUUAACUGUUCACAAGAACUUAAAAAAUUAUUUUAUCAUCCAAAGUACUUCUUUGUAGAUGAGAGAAAAUAUUUAAUUACAACGCCUUGUUUUUCUUAUUUUUUUAUAUAUUAAUAAAAAUUAUUU